AUGCCAGCCUGCAAUCUCCGGCGUCUGAGGGUCACCGAUCAGUUCGGAGCGGUAGGAUGGGGUGUAGUGAUGAGGGAUCAACCCAAGGAGAGCAGCAAUGUUGAGGGGUCGUCUUAUCGCAUUGGAGUGGUCAAGUACUUCACUGUGAAAUGGAGGAGGUACUACAUUCAAUUCAUCGAUGCGAGUGCUCCCGAGCUGGAGGCUCUACGACCAUUGAAGCUCCCCUCGUUGCGGGACGCCAAGGAGCUGGCGGAGUCACUGGCCAUCUCACUCACUCAUGGGGAUAUUCAGCUGUCGAGGAGCGCUACUGACAGGCAUUGGCUGGACCCGGAGGAUAUGCAAAUCUAUGUAGUGCGGAAACUUUGGUACACUGCAUGUGUUGGUGACAAUGUGAAAAUUCUGAGGAAGUUUUGGAGGCUUCUUGCUGGUUUCUGUACACUCCUAUUCGAAUUCGUAUGUAAACUUGUGUAA
Perkinsus marinus ATCC 50983 is the source of this 471-nucleotide messenger RNA. RefSeq lists its product as hypothetical. The coding region runs from base 1 to 471 and encodes 156 amino acids. Lineage: Eukaryota; Perkinsozoa; Perkinsida; Perkinsidae. The transcript has 2 exons. The record is from RefSeq and is a predicted model, not a curated record.